Molecule: messenger RNA, 2177 nt
Organism: Bufo gargarizans (Asiatic toad)
Lineage: Eukaryota; Metazoa; Chordata; Amphibia; Anura; Bufonidae
Product: keratin, type I cytoskeletal 13-like
Exons: 8
Coding region: 574-1998 (474 amino acids)
Molecular function (GO): structural molecule activity
Source: RefSeq, a predicted model, not a curated record
UCUCCCCAUCAUUAACUCAAAACUGAAUUUUGCUGUUGCAUUUUCAGGGCAAUGGUAGGCUAUUUACCUUCCCUUAAGCCCUUUACAAACAAAAUGUUACUGCAUAGGUGAUAAUCUUGUCCAUGUAUAUAAGUCCAUUAGAAGUGCACCUACACUUUAGACACAUACUGCAGGUAUUCUGCACUGAAUCAGUGAUGUGGGUGGACUGAUCCUUCUAAAAAGUUCAAUGAGAUGUCAUUGUGUGAUAUGUACCUACAUGAAUACACCCUUCCUAAAUUAUAGGUUUGUGAAGAUAAACAAUAGAAAAAAAACAUCAACUGUGAAAGUUAUGUGUCAACUGUAUCCAAGAAGGAAAAUAAUGCAGAAAAAAACAUGAGUGUAAUCAAUUCAUUAUUGGCAAGUAUUUCACUUCUGGCAGACACGUAAUGACUAAUAAUUAGGUUCUGAAAGGUAACACCCAUUGAAAAGUAUUUAUAAGGAGACUAGUGGGGUGCAGGACAUACUCCUGCAGCACUAGAACAGGCUGUAUUAGUGACUAAUAUAUUGGUUUGAGAUCAUCUGCAACUUGUAGACAUGGCUUAUCAUUCUUCAUCAACUUCUUACAGGGCAUCAACUGGGUCUGUAGCCGGUGGAAGGGGAGUUGGCUCAAGGAAUUCUGUUUCUUUUUCUAAAUAUGGUUCCAGUGCAGCAGGGGGAAAGUUUGGUGGAAAUGCAGGUUGCUACCAGGGUACAGAUUUUGGUUCUGGCAACUUAGGUUCUGGUUUUGAUGGUGGCUAUGCAGCAGAUGCUGGGUUUGGUAGCGGAGUUGGCUUUAGUGGUGGUUCUGGCUAUGGUGGUGGUGCUGGCUAUGGUGGUGGUGCUGGCUAUGGUGGUGGUGCUGGCUUCGGUGGUGGUGCUGGCUUCGGUGGUGGUGCUGGCUUCGGUGGUGCAGCUGGCAGCUUUGGCGGUGGCUUUAACCAAGGUGGAUUUGGAGAGGGUCUUCUUUCCGGCAAUGAGAAGAUGACAAUGCAGAACCUAAAUGACCGUUUGUCAAACUAUCUGGACAAAGUGCGCGCCUUGGAAGAUUCUAAUGCAGAACUGGAGAAAAAGAUUCGGGAAUGGUAUGAUAAGCAAAGUCCCAUUAAAAAGGAAGCAGACUAUAGCCAAUACUAUAAGAUAAUUGAAGAUCUUCGUGCUAAGAUCCUUGCUGCCCAUAUUGAUAAUAACAAAGUGAUCUUGGCCAUCGAUAACACAAGACUUACUAUUGAUGACUUCAGGAUCAAGUAUGAGAACGAGCUGGCUCUCCGCCAGAGCGUGGAAGCUGAUAUCAAUGGUCUCCGCAGGGUUCUCGAUGAACUAACCUUAGCCAGGGCUGACCUUGAGAGCCAGAUUGAAAGCUUAACUGAAGAACUGGCCUACCUGAAGAAGAACCAUGAGGAGGAGAUGAAGGGACUGCAAGGCCAAGUCAGUGGAAAUGUCAAUGUGGAGAUGAACGCUGCUCCUGGUAUUGAUCUGAGCAAGAUCCUGGCUGACAUGAGAGCUGAUUAUGAAAAAUUGGCUAACAAAUAUCAAAAAGAAGCUGAAGAAAGGUUUGUGGCCCAGACCAAGGAACUGCAAGUACAAGUUGUCACUGGAAGUCAAGAAGUCCAAACCUCUAAAUCAGAAAUCACAAACCUCAAACACACUCUACAGAGUCUGGAGAUAGAGUUGCAGUCUCAACUCAGUAUGAAAGCAGCUCUAGAGUCCUCCUUGGCAGAAACAGAAGGACGCUACUGCGCACAGUUGUCACAACUCCAGGAAGUCAUAGCCAAGGUCCAGUGUGAGCUUCAAGAGAUCAGGAGCCAGCUGGAACUUCAGAGCAGUGAAUACAAGAUGCUAUUAGAUGUGAAAACUCGCCUGGAACAAGAGAUUGCCAAAUACAGAGAGCUGCUGGAUUCACAAGACGGCAAGAUUCCUGUAACUGGUGGAUAUUCCUCAACUACAAGCACUACCACUACAUCUACCACAAGAGUCCGCUGAGCCUGAAUCAAAGCAACCCAGAAAAAACAUGGCGUCGUCACACAACCUGUUUUAUACUGCAUUGCCAAUAUAUACCUUCCGCCCCUUCUCCCUGUUUCUUCAAAUGCAAGGACACUAGUUUACAAGGUGUUUCUCGAGCUUUUAUGGUGGUCAAUAAAUCCUUUCUUUUUUGCAAUUUA